This is a messenger RNA of Thamnophis elegans (Western terrestrial garter snake), 3624 nucleotides long. It is a transcript of the gene PIGW, whose product is annotated as phosphatidylinositol glycan anchor biosynthesis class W. Gene Ontology annotation, molecular function: glucosaminyl-phosphatidylinositol O-acyltransferase activity. Gene Ontology annotation, cellular component: membrane; endoplasmic reticulum. Lineage: Eukaryota; Metazoa; Chordata; Lepidosauria; Squamata; Natricidae. Bases 988 to 2499 code for a protein of 503 amino acids. The record is from RefSeq and is a predicted model, not a curated record. Gene Ontology annotation, biological process: protein localization to plasma membrane; GPI anchor biosynthetic process. The transcript is spliced from 3 exons.
ACAUGCUUCCCUCAAUCAAUCAGCUAGAUUGAAAGGGUCACUAAAGGUCUAGUUUUCUAUUUGAAGGGAUUCAGUUUACGUAAGGGAAAGGUGUCGUCAACUCAACCGCCUGUAAUCUGGAGGAAUCGCUUCUAAACGGGUGGAGACGCCAAGCGCAGGAUUUGCCGGUUUUGGGUUGUUUCAGAGUUUUAAAAGGAAGGGCAGGAAAGAGGCGGCUACCCUGGUUGGGAUAAGUAUCAAAGCCCGUGGUUUUUGUAGGUCCGUCAGCCCAAAUUGUGUGGAGUAGAGAUAUGCUCGAAAUUUUAUAAAUGUCAGUGGAAAGACAUUUUUCCUACUUGGGAUUUUUAAAAAAAAUAUCUGUGCAAAAAAAAAAAACAUUUAGCGGUUUGGGUCCAAGUUUUAACAAGCCGAGAAUAAACUUGUCAACGGGACCUCAUUUCGGUGGCUGAGUUCACUUUAAGAUUCAAUAAGGCUCUGAUUCAGAUGGACGCGAAGGAAUUCAUAUACAUAUCAUCAGAACAUAAAUUUGCGUAUCGUUUUAAUCUUCUAGACUUUUAAUAGGAAACGAGCAUUCAUUGCUCAGCGUGGUGAAUCAGGCAGUACAGUUUAGGAGGAUAUUUGUUGCUGAAAAUGCCGCUAAGAAACGGAUCCCUUCUUUACUUUUUGUGUGUGUGUACGGUGCUGCAGCAGCAGGAAGUUUAAAAUAGUUCGCAGCGGAAGGCAAAAGAAACUGUAUCCCAGGCGUUCAAAUGUAAUAUUCUUUUGAAAGGGCAAUUCUUCCCCCUAAGCUGCGUCAUCCUGUGGAGGAAAUAUUCUCAUUUAACCAACUCAAGUCCUAUUUAUUAUUUUUUAAGGAGUUGGUCUCCCCUGGUGACUCAUGAGAGUGAGGAAUUUCUAAGGAAUCUGCUGGCCAGAAAAAAAAAAACAUGCUGAGAACAGUGAUGAAUCUUCCUUGAAUUAUCUGCUUACCCAAAGAAAGGCUGAAAAAUGUCACAGCAGCUGGUAAAAGAAGCCUUUCUAAGUAAUCUAAAUGGAACGACAUUACUUGAAAUUUCUGUUGGCUUACCUCUUGCACCAUUAUGUAUUCUCACUAGAGGACUGCUCCUAAUUUUGUACUUUCUCCACAAUGGAAGAUCUUUAUGCUCAAUGUAUGGUAAUUUUUUUCUAGACUUCACUGUUUUAAUCGUCCCGCCAGUACUUUCCUAUACAAUUUUAGCUUCCAUAUUCCCUUUUGUGAUCCUCUCCAUUAUGGCAUUCUGCACAGGCUUGAUUUUUCUCAUUUAUACUAAGCGGACAAAUUAUGCCCAAGUGUCUCUUAAGCAAAUCUUAGAUGAUUUUCUGAGAACCAACUUGGACCCAGAAUACAUUCCUGCCAUAACUUCGCUUCGAGUGUUCAUCAAUUUAUGGACAUCCAUUAAUAUCCUGGCUGUAGACUUCCCACAGUAUCCCCGGAGGUAUGCCAAAACGGAGUCUUAUGGGACAGGAGUGAUGGAUUUGGGAGUUGGAAUAUUUGUUUUUGGAAAUGGUGUGGUUUGUCCAGAAGUUCGGCUGAAGCCUGGUACAAUGCAACACAAAUUCUUUUAUCUCAUAAGGCAGUUGUUGACCGUAUGGCCCCUCCUUCUCCUUGGCUUUGGACGACUAAUGAGUGUUAAAGCAGCUGACUAUUAUGAGCAUGUCACUGAAUAUGGUGUGCACUGGAACUUUUUCUUCACUUUAGCUGCUAUACGAAUGGGUGCAUCACUCCUUCUGACUGUAUUCCCCGUACACAAAGCCUGGAUAGCCUCAGUAAUGUUAGCUGUGGUUUAUGAAUGCUUUCUCGAGAUUACACCUCUGAAGAUGUUUAUUUUGCAUGGAAGCAAUGGGCAAGAUUCAAGGACUGGUUUUCUAAAUGCCAACAGAGAGGGCAUAUUUUCUGUCAUCGGUUACCUUGCUAUCUACAUGGCUAGUGUACAAGUAGGUUUAUAUUUAUUAGGAAAAAGAACAACAGCAAGAGGGUGGCUUAAAAUAAUCUGCUACUUUUUACUGGGCAUUUUUCUCCUUUUUACAUGUCUCUACUUUGCUCAGGUAUACAUUGACACUGUGUCCCGACGAUUGGCAAACCUUUCUUUUUGCAUAUGGAUUAUUGCUAGUUGCUUGGUCCCCUUUAGUUGCUUUUUAGUGGUUGAUCUUAUUCUCGUAUUCACAAAGCUGAUUGUGGGUGGGGCUGAUAUUCCUAGUAGUUGGAACAUUUUGCACUCAUCACCAUAUAAAAAAUCUGAUUUGGAAUUUCGGCACAGAAAAAACGAAUCUCAGAGUAUGUGCAUGAUCAAUGCUGUGAACAAAAACCAGCUUCUGCACUUUUUGCUAGCCAAUGUUUUAACUGGUCUUGUAAAUAUGCACGUUGAUACAGUGCACAGCAGCACACUCUCUGCCAUGUUAAUUCUACAUUUGUAUAUGUUUACAAACUGUUUAGUUAUGUAUAUGUUACAAGCAAAAAAUAUAAUUUUAAAAUGGUGGUAAUUUACAAAACUGCAGGACAUACAGUAUCUAGGCAGACCCCAAGCAUGAACAUUGACUUGAAGGGACAAAAAUAUUGCCAAUAAAAAUGAUACAAGCUGCAAUGCCUUUAUAAAAUAUAAAGCCUUGGGUCUUUUUGGAUAUACACGCAUAAGGUGGUAUAUUGUUUUUAACUGGGAUAUUUAAUACCCCAUUUCUGACUAUUGGGAAAUGGAAUUAUUUUAAGCAAGAGAAGACUUCUUGUCAAUAAUGUGACACACUUUUAUGACAAUAUGAAAUAUAAAAACCAUUAUCACUGGAGUGGGUUGGGAGAGUUUUUUUAUAGGCGGUUAAAGGAUAAAAUUGAUAAAGACAAAGGCACCUGCUUUGAUUCUUAUUUUAGAAAAAAAUAUAUUUCAAUGGUGCAAUCAGAACUAGCUUGAAGGUUUCUUACACCUGCUUUACUGUUUCUACUCAGCCCAACUGACAUAUAAAUUUAGGCUGGUUUUGAAGCCUCAAUUGAGAAUAUGGAAGAUGAAUCAAAGUAUAAAAAUUAAAGACAGCCGUUCUACUUAGGUUUCUGGAAAUGGAUCAGCUGCUACCUACAUUAGCUUAGUUGUAAUUUACUACUGAUUGUGGAGAAAAACAUCAACUAAUAUUGUAACAAAUAAUGUAGAAAAUAAAGAUCUCAUUUCUGAGGUCAUAAUCUCAGCAAUGGGUUCUUUGCAGUGGACCCAUGCACAACAAAAGUCAUUAUACAAUAAUGUGCCAUUUUUAAGGCCAUGCAAUAAAGCCAUUUGUUGCAUUUGUUCUGAGACACAAUUUAUUUAAAAGCACCAGUAUUUAUGUAACUGAAACUUGCCAAUCACAAUGAGAAAAUGUGGACUAUACAGGUAAUUCUCGACUUACAACCAUUUGUGACUGUGGUAUCUAAUUGUCACUAGAAAGAAAGGGACAUGAAGAACCAGGUCACUCCAUAAGGUCAGUCCCUUUCAUACAUGUAUGCAGUGUUACAAUGUACAUACAAAGGAACCCUGGCAACUGCUUUCACUAUUGUUUGCAAUUCUCCCCAUCGCUCCCACAAAUACCAAUACUUGUGAGACAGAUGAAAUAAUUUUCAAAUAAUUUUGGGCUGCAGCCCUUGGCUAU